AACCCGCGGGCACCUGGACCAGGAGAGCAGGCUGGAGCAGGGCUGUGGGAUGUCCCCUCUGCGGCUCCUCCUUCUAGGGAAGCACGGUGCGGGAAAGAGUGCCACUGGGAACAGCAUUCUGGGCACCACUGUGUUCAACUCCAAGUUCAGUCCUCGGCUGGUGACUCAGAUGUGCCAGAGAGAGAGUGGGACCAUGAGAGGGAGGGAGGUGGUGGUCAUCGACACCCCUGACCUUUUCUCCUCCAUGGCUUGUGCCGAAACCAAGCAACGCAGUCUGCAACAGUGCUUGGAGCUCUCUGCUCCCGGCCCCCAUGUCCUGCUGCUGGUAAUCCCUAUCGGCCAUUACACGGAGGAGGACAAGGCAACCAUCCAGGGCAUGCUGAGAGUGUUUGGACCUGAAGCCAGCAGGCACGUCAUUAUCAUCUUCACUUGGAAGGAUGAUCUGGGGCAUGACCUGCUGCAGGAUUAUAUUGAAAACGAGUCAUCUCUUAAGGCAUCUUUGGCUCAGCACUUUCUGAGCCGAUACUGCGCUUUCAACAACAAGGCAGGUGAUGGUGAGCGGCACAGCCAGGUGUCCCAGCUCCUCUGUGAGAUCCAGCGUUUGGUGGAUGAGUGUAAAGGACAGUGGGUGGACUUCAAAACUGAGGGUGGCAGAUUCCAGGGAUGUGGUUGCAGCGUAAAAUAUAAGGGAGCUAAUUUGAGUGGCUCAGGAGAGAGACAGCUGCAGGCCACAGGACCCGAGUGGGACCCAGGAAUGUCAGAACUGAGGAUCCUCCUGGUAGGGAAGAGAGGCGCUGGAAAAAGUGCGGCAGGAAACAGCCUUCUGGGGAAGCGGGUCUUUGAGACCCGGUUCAGGGAGCAGUCGGUGACCCAGAGCUUCAGGUCUGAGAGCAGGACGUGGGGAGAGAGGAAAGUCUGCGUCAUCGAUGCUCCAGACCUCUCGUCCUCAGAGGCUUCUGAAUCAGAGCUUAGAAAGCACACCUUUCCAGGCCCCCACGCCUUCCUGCUGGUGACACCGGUGGGCUCCUACGACGAGAAAGAUGUUAAGGUGCUGAAAGCCAUCCAAAGCCAUUUUGGAGAAAAAUGUAUCAAGUACACAAUCCCUCUCCUCACCAGGAAAGAGGAUUUAGAUGAUCAGGAUCUCGAUACGUUCUUAAGAAAUGGAAAUAAACCUGUCUAUGACCUCAUCCAGAACUGUGGGAACGGAUACAGCGCCUUCAACUACCGGGCCACGGGGGAGGAAGAGUGGGGCCAGGUGGACGGGCUCCUGCAGAAGAUCGAAAGGAUGGUACAGCAGAAGAGCAGCAAGCCCUGCGUCUUCAGAGAAAUAGAAACCCUGAGUAUUGUCCUUGUGGGGAGGAGUGGUACUGGCAAGAGCGCGACUGGGAACACCAUCUUGGGGAAACCCAUCUUUUUCUCUCAGCUCCAAGCCCAGCCAGUCACCAAGGCUUGUCAGAGUGGCAGAAGAACGCUGGACUGGCAAGAUAUUGUGGUUGUAGACACGCCAUCAUUCUCCCAGAUAUCUGGUAUUGAAAAGGAUCCAUCCUGGUUAAAGAAGGAGGUCGAACACUGUUGGUCCCUCUGUGAAAAAGGAACCAAGAUUCUGGUCCUCGUGUUCCAGCUGGGGCGGUUCACUCAGCAGGACAAAAUGGCAGCGAAGGAUCUGGAGGCCAUCUUUGGAAAGGAUGUCAUGGAAUACACCAUUGUGCUGUUCACCCGGAAGGAGGAUCUUGGGGGCGAGGAGCUUGAAGAGUACGUCAAGAACACAGAUAACAAAGACCUUAAGAAUAUAAUUAAAAACUGUAAGGGGCGGGUUUGUGCCUUUAAUAACAAAGAGACUGACGAAGCCCAAGUGGCCCAGGUGAAAACUCUUUUGGCAAUGGCCAAUAAGCUGAGAGAGAGCCUCAGAAGCAAUGGAUAUCCCCAAAUCGAUGCCAGCCAGGAAGAGAAGAAUCCCAAAAGUCGACUACGGAAUAUAAGAGGCAUGUUUAGUACUGAAAGGCUGGGAUCCCUUCAGAUAGGAACCCAGUUGCUGGGUGGGUUCAGUAGGACUGGUGGAUAUGGGGUGGCUCAAGGGCUUUGAGGUUUGAGAGGCAAAAGCACUCCACCUUGUGAUGCUGUGGCUUUGUAGGUGAAUAAAUCGUCAAGCUGGGGCAGGAAACACGGGAUUGUAAGUGGAAAGAGGGAAGAGGUGGAGGAAUCUGCAAAAUCUGAACACCAUCAGGCCAGUAUAAAGGGUCAGAACCAGAAUCACCUCACCAAUGUAGGUAGGAUGGAGUCAGGAUGGACACUGUGACCAAGGCCCAGGCCAACAUGGGGUGAAUACGGAGAGUUCCACAGGAACCUGGGCUUCCAGAUGUCUAGAGCAGGGCAGGGUCCAUCACAUCCCUGAGCAGGGCGCACUCCAGCAGGCCGCGGUGUGGCUCAGUCUGUCUGCCCGACCCACUUGCUCCCUGGCCCUGCUGUGUCCCCUGGACUGGGACUCAGGGCUAGGACUUAGGGACUUAGUUCCUUUACUCACACAGGAGCUGUUUCUUAGUGCUCUCCUCAUUCUAGGUGAAAAGAGGGACACUCUCCCCUCCUUCCUGUCCUGAGGAGAUGAGUCUUUGAGGUUUCAGGAGAGUCUAUUCUAAACAUCACAGUGAAAUAGAUCAGAGUAAAAAUCAGAAGCAUGGUAAUACUGCCCAAAUUAGAGAAUCUUACAAAGUUCUAAAAUUCUAACUUAGAUUUCUUGUACAGAAAGCAAUUGAAAACUCUUUGAGGCUUAGGAGAUAGAUUAAAACCCACAAAACCCAAAUAAUAAUGAUUUAAGCAUAUCAGGGGCUUCUUGUCCAUAUGGAGAAAUCCAGGAAUGAGCAGGGUGGGGCUGAUGGGCACCCACUGUCCAGCUUCACUCCUUCUGUCCAGCCUCCUGGGUGUCCACACUUGCCUUUGGGUUCCAUGACGGUGGUGUUGUAGCCACGGCUGAACAGGUGAGCCAUGUAUGAGAUGAGAAAUGUGGAAACUUCUCCCAGGUAGAUAGGGUCAGAUGUUCUCAAUUAACCCCUUUAUUCAUUCCUCCACCCCUGGAUCAUGUCGCCUGCCUCCUCAUGAUAAUAUUAGAUCACCUUCAAGGUUAACCUGUUUAUAAGAGCAUGGACUGUCACCAUUAAUACUGUGGAUUCCACAUACCUCUAAAUAUGAUAACUUCUAGAAAAUGUAAAUAU
Ictidomys tridecemlineatus (thirteen-lined ground squirrel) is the source of this 3206-nucleotide messenger RNA. Lineage: Eukaryota; Metazoa; Chordata; Mammalia; Rodentia; Sciuridae. The record is from RefSeq and is a predicted model, not a curated record.